This is a messenger RNA of Rhinichthys klamathensis goyatoka, 2044 nucleotides long. RefSeq lists its product as uncharacterized. NCBI's taxonomy places the organism in Eukaryota, Metazoa, Chordata, Actinopteri, Cypriniformes, Leuciscidae. The coding region runs from base 358 to 1938 and encodes 526 amino acids. The record is from RefSeq and is a predicted model, not a curated record. The transcript has 2 exons.
UCUUUUGUCCAUAAAAAAUGACUUAAGCUACAAAAAUGGCAUGUUUGCUAGUGGGGAUGUUGGGGAAUGCUGACACACAGGUAGUCAUUAAGGCGUGUGAGAGGUGUGUGUACUGGUUUGUGUGCAUUAUAGUAAUACUAAGAUGAGGUGCAGUCAGAAAGAGUGAUUUAGAAAGGGAGGGAUGGAUGAAAGAGAGUGAGUGUGAAAGGGGGAGGGAUGAAGAAGGUUAGAUUGUGCCCAGACUCAUUCUGCAUUGCUGAAGAGAGAGAGAGAGUCUAGCAGGAUCUUGUUUUGUGUAGCUGCUAGUUCAGCACUGUUAGCUGCAGUCUCUGCUUCGCUGUACCGAGGGUUUUGGCCAUGCUGUUUGCUCUGCCCAGACUCGCUGUGUUUAUCUCUGCAGUGCUGUUCAAUGGUGUUGUAGUCUGGGCAAGUACACACACGGAGCUUGAUCCAGGGUUUCUCCAGUGUCAAGAGUGUUUUUUCAGAGGCACUCCUCCACAAUCACUGUCUGAGCUGGGUUUGGAGCAGAGGUGUCACAGACAUCUGACCGCGCGGCCUUUUGCAUCGCUCUAUAACAGCAACUGCCAGACCACCGUCUAUACAGCCCUUCACCUCGGCCUGAACAAUGGAUGGGGCAGAGGAGUGCACAGCACGCAGGAUGCCAAAGAAGAAAUCAAUGAGGAUUCCCAUGUGGCCAUCCCAGCUCUUUACAGAGGAACCACCAACAUGACCCCAUCUCCCUCAAACUCCCCUCUCCUGAAAUGGGAUGCUCUGACAGCACAGCUGACACAGAGCUCUGUCGUACCGACGUGUUCAGAGAUGAGCGGGGACAUUUAUGUGCAGAUUGGUGUGGGUGGGUUUAACGAGUGUGGGGGGAAACUAUUGUGGUCAGCAGUGUGUUGUGCUGCUUCAGAUGGAGAUGGUAGUUUCAGUGUUGGGCUAGUGAAGGAGGGGGAUGUGAGAGUGCUCAGCAUUGAGGAGUUAGAGGAGCUGAUAGGAGUUACAAGCCUGUUUUCAGGAGGUUGUGGUAAAAUAGGACAUCAGAGAGAAAAAGAACUGACAUCGCUCUUGUUAAAGCAACUGAAUAAAAACAAAACACCCAACUCUGAUGCACAAAGUGAACACAUUGGCGUACAUAACACUCAGGAAGCAGGAACACAAGAAUCAGAUAACGAGGACAUGACAGAGCAUGUGAAUGGCGAAGCCCCAAGCUACACUUCCUUCAGCUCAGACUUGGACGUUGAGGAGAGCACCAAUGAGACAGAGAGCUCAGAGUCUGUUCUUCUCUACAUUUUGUCUUCCACCAUCUCUCUCCUUUAUGCCCCCUUUUCUCCGAUCGUAAACAAGGCCAUUAACUUUCCCUUCCAGCUCACCUAUGUUCUUCAGGAAGAUCUGGCCGUUCUGGCCUCGGUGCCUGUUGACAGCUACACUUUGGUCAACAACUUGUGCUCAGGAGUGUCUUCUGGGGUUUCAUGCAUUUUUAGCACCUUGUACCAGACAGGAGAAACAAGCGUGUGCACGGUUUACUCUUGCCUCAGUCCAUUAGCCAGCAGCCUGGUCCUGGCAUUCCAGGAUGGAUUCACAGGGACGGGCACUCUAGCGUCGGAUGCCUUGGGGAUCAUGACGGGAACGGUUGGCAAUGGGUUUAGGAUCAUAAAGAUGGUUCUUGGGUCAGUUGGGGAUCAGAUGGUAGAUUACCUGUGUGCCGUAUCCUCUGAAAUGGGCCACCAGGUCUCAACAGUAGGUAAUGGGAUUGGAAGACUUACCUGGAGAAGUGGAAGAGGGGUGGGCCACCUACUAAACAUCGCUGUGUCCAUCGUAGGCGGACUGGUGGAGAAUACAAUAACCAAUGUCCUGGAAGCUUUUGGAGGCAGCUCAGGGGGAUCAUCUGAAUCACAAAUGCCUGAAUUGCUGACAUCUGAAGUGGUUGGUGAAUAGAUUUAAAAGUGUGUAAAUGCCUGUUAGAAACCUUAUUUGCAUAUUACACCACAAAUAGAGUUCAACAGUUCCCACCCACUUUUUCAGCAGUGUUGGUUCUGGAAGU